AUGAAUCAACUGAUUACCAUUCACAUUGGAGGAGCAGGAUCUAACAUUGGAUCAAAACUAUGGUAUAAUUUAUCGUAACAUCGUUAAGAAGAUCUCUCCUCAAUUUUUUAAGAAAAUUCUCACUAAUCCUAUAAACCUCGAUCUAUUUUUGUGAAUACCAUAGACGAUUAAGUCCCAAAAUAUGAUGAACCUCAAUUCUCUCCUAAUCAGUUCUUUUAUACCAAAGAAGAUACUGGAAAUAUAUAUACUGUGGGUCAUUAUUGUGUAGCAAAAGAUUUAAUUCCAAAAAUAUAGGACGAAAUUAGAAGAUAAGUAGAAAAUUGCGAUCAUUUUUCUGGAUUUCUAUUUACUCAUUCCAUAAGUGGAGGCUUUGGCUCUGGAUAUACUACUCUUCUUUCAAGUUUAUUAAAGAAUGAAUACUAAAAGUCCAUGAGCUUCAGUUUUUGUUUGAUGCCAUCUCCAAAUUAUAGAAACAACGUUAUUGAAUCUUAUAAUUCCAUAAUGAGUUUGAAUUCUAUGGUUGAAGCAUUUGAUGGUGUAAUAUUAUUACAAAAUGAAGCUAUCUAUUAGAUUAUUGAAAACCAAUUAGAUAUUGAGUUUCCUUCAUAUAAUGAAGUUAAUUAGGUUAUUACUCAGCCAAUAAUUUCUUUAUUAAAAUUCAAUUAACAGUAGUCAUUGCAAAUGCUUAAAUUGAAUUUAUGGAAUAAAAAUAAAUUAAAUAUUUGGUCAUGUUCCUUUGGACCACUAAUCAAUUAUGAUUAAAAGCACUUCUCUAAAAAAAUCACUUCAAACUCUCUAAAAGAUAUUAUAUCUCAAAAUUCAUACAUUUGUAAUAAAAGUAAGCCAAACUAUAAGUAAGCUUUUCUGUAUGCAGAAUAAAUAAAUUAGACUUUAUUGUCGAAAACUUUAUCUGAACUAGUAGAAAAUAAAUAGUACUCAAUUUAUUAGUAAGGAUAAGAAGGAUAGAUAAAAUAAUUUAAAGAACCGUUUUAGUAGAUCAAUAGUUAGAAAGAGAAUUUGGUCUUUAUACAUAAAAGCACAGGAAUAGCAGAACAACUAAAUUAAUUACAUAAGAAUGCUUAAAUUCUCUAUUAGAAAAGGGCGUUCAUGCAUUGGUAUGUUGGGAUAGGAAUAGAAGAUCAAAGUAUUAGAUGGGAGUUUUCUUCGUUUGAAGAAAUGUAAAAUAACUAUGCAAUUGAUGUUAGUAAUAAUGAAUGA
Molecule: messenger RNA, 1218 nt
Organism: Paramecium tetraurelia
Lineage: Eukaryota; Ciliophora; Oligohymenophorea; Peniculida; Parameciidae
Exons: 1
Biological process (GO): microtubule cytoskeleton organization; mitotic cell cycle
Cellular component (GO): microtubule; cytoplasm
Molecular function (GO): structural constituent of cytoskeleton; GTP binding
Source: RefSeq, a predicted model, not a curated record